This is a messenger RNA of Pygocentrus nattereri (red-bellied piranha), 474 nucleotides long. Its product is annotated as period circadian protein-like. Bases 1 to 474 code for a protein of 157 amino acids. NCBI's taxonomy places the organism in Eukaryota, Metazoa, Chordata, Actinopteri, Characiformes, Serrasalmidae. The record is from RefSeq and is a predicted model, not a curated record. The transcript has a single exon.
AUGACAGAAGGCACAACAGGACAAGGAAAACAAGAACGCAAGACAGACCACACAAACGACAGGGGAACAGGAACCAAAACAGACACCCGGACAGAAACGGAAGGAGAGACAGGAAUGGGAACCACCACAGGAACGGCAACAGGCAGUGACACAACAGAAGGGAACAAGACCACACCAGGAACAGAGAGGGCAAAAACAAAGGAACAAAAAAAACGGGACACAAAAGCAGACACAGGCAGAACAGGAGGUUCAUGGGGAUCAGCAGACACAGGCGAGGGGGGGACGGGCAGGAACAAAGGAGCUGUAACAUCCACGGAAGCACGUGAGCCUACAGUGACGUCCACGGCGGCAGACGGGCCUGUCUCUGUCUCUCUGUCUCUGCUGUCUCUGGCUUGGUGGCAUUGGGACAUGGGUAAUUUGGGCUGUGUAGGAACAGCCGGAGUUUCAUCCCAAUGGAACAACCACAAACCGUAG